This is a messenger RNA of Mesocestoides corti, 489 nucleotides long. NCBI's taxonomy places the organism in Eukaryota, Metazoa, Platyhelminthes, Cestoda, Cyclophyllidea, Mesocestoididae. The record is from the annotation of a GenBank genome assembly.
AUGGAAACCGGAUACAUCGUGCCUUCUGGAACCUUUGCGACAACAAUCGAUCGAUUUGCAAUCGGCGGCUUGGCUUCUACAGUCUGUCUUCACGUGGGCUGGCAUCCAGAUGCUGUGUGGGCACUCCCACAACCCUGUCCAACUCACCCGUCUAGACAACGACGCCUCACUUUUGGCCAGUCGACUUUCGUGACGACACUGGCUGGUGUUCUUCUUGAGCUUCUCAGCAUGUGCAGUGGAGGUUUUCGUCGGAGACUGUUGAUAGGCGUCUGCUGUCUGCGCACCCACGACCUUGCUGUCCAACGUCGAUGCCAAUCAGCCAGUCUAGACGACGACGACGACGGCGACAUCUCUGCCACGUCGUCUCUUUGGUGGCUAGUCUACCUUCGUGAUGAGACAUGCCAUGUUCGUUGGUCACUUCUCUUCACGAUUCACACGUUUCUCGAUGCACAGAUCUCGCUUUCCGCACUGUUUAAGGCACCAAGCUGA